Thalassophryne amazonica is the source of this 3080-nucleotide messenger RNA. Its product is annotated as E3 ubiquitin-protein ligase AMFR-like. The coding region runs from base 251 to 2119 and encodes 622 amino acids. NCBI's taxonomy places the organism in Eukaryota, Metazoa, Chordata, Actinopteri, Batrachoidiformes, Batrachoididae. Gene Ontology annotation, cellular component: ubiquitin ligase complex; endoplasmic reticulum; cytosol. Gene Ontology annotation, biological process: ubiquitin-dependent protein catabolic process; protein K48-linked ubiquitination; endoplasmic reticulum unfolded protein response. The transcript is spliced from 14 exons. Gene Ontology annotation, molecular function: ubiquitin protein ligase activity; ubiquitin binding. The record is from RefSeq and is a predicted model, not a curated record.
ACGUUUUAGGAAGUGCGCAGCUCCAGGCAGCUUCUUCGUCAGCUCAUUGCCAGCUCGGUGAAGUCCAUUAAACGCCAAAAAUGGCGAUGUUAACUGUAUUUUCAAAGCAGCUACUUUAAAGUAUUACUUUUCAUAUAGUACGGGGCGUUGGAUAAAACAUAACUGAAAUUGUGACAAACUGUCAUUUUCAGUUUUUGGCUCAGGACAUACUGAUUUUUCAUAAGUAGAGAAGUGGAAAGUCACCUCAGCAAUGCCUCUGUUGUUUUUGGAGCGAUUUCCUUGGCCCAGUCUGCAGACCUACACAGCACUCAGUGUGGCGUUACUUGCUGGGAGCAUCUUCAGUGCCUAUAAAUCUGUGACUGACCCAGGCUUUACGACCUUGGAAAAUGAUGAAACACCAACUUCUCCUGAUGUCGAGCUUGAACAUCUAAACAGUGAACUUGGUAACACAGAAUUGGCAACCACAAUCCUGAGCUACCUUGUCACUGAUAGUCUCUUUGUAUGGGUUUUAGUCAACAUGUUUUGCUGCUCAUUAAUGUUAAUUGCAAAAACAAUUCAAUAUGUGGUCUUUGGCCCUCUUAGGGUCAGUGAGAAGCAGCAUCUGAAAGAUAAAUUCUGGAACUUCGUCUUCUACAAGUUUAUUUUCAUCUUUGGUGUACUGAAUGUGCAAACAGUGGAUGAAGUAGUCAUGUGGUGUCUGUGGUUUUCUGCAUUGGUCUUUCUUCACCUCAUGGUGCAGCUCUGUAAAGACAGAUUUGAAUAUCUGUCAUUUUCCCCUUCAACUCCUACGAACAACCAUGUGCGAGUUCUUUGUCUGCUGUUCUCCCUGCUGCUGGACUGCUGUGGCCUAGCUGUGGUCUGUGGUCUGCUGGGCGCCUCCCAUGGCAUGCACACACUCUCCUUUAUGGCAGCAGAGUGUCUGCUGGUGACUGUACGCACUGGACAUGUCAUCAUGCGGUAUUCUGUCCAUCUCUGGGAUCUGAACCAUCGAGGGACCUGGGAGAGCAAGGGAACAUAUGUCUACUACACUGAUUUCAUCAUGGAGCUAGCGAUGCUGUUUCUGGACCUCAUGCACCAUAUCCACAUGUUGCUUUUCGGUAACAUCUGGCUAUCCAUGGCAAGCUUGGUUAUCUUCAUGCAGUUGCGGUAUCUCUUCCAUGAAGUCCAACGUCGUGUUCGCCGACACAAGAACUACCUUCGUGUGGUCAGUAACAUGGAGGCCAGGUUUUCUGUUGCUACUGCAGAAGAGUUGGCAACUAAUGAUGAUGAUUGUGCUAUCUGCUGGGAUGCUAUGAUGACAGCACGCAAGCUUCCCUGUGGUCAUCUCUUCCAUAAUUCUUGUUUACGCUCCUGGUUGGAGCAAGACACCUCAUGUCCAACAUGUAGGACAUCCCUGAACAUUAACGGAGAUGAGGACGAGACAAGAAACCAGCAGCAAGGAAGAGGCUUGGAAGAAAACAUGGGUCCAGUAGGAGCGGCUGCAGAUCCCCGACCACACAUUAAUCAGCACAAUCACUUCUUCCAUUUUGAUGGAUCUCGCAUUGCCAGCUGGCUGCCCAGUUUCUCAGUGGAAGUCAUGCACACCACCAACAUCUUGGGCAUUGCUCAGCCCAACAAUUCUCAGCUAAUGGCCAUGGCCCAUCAGAUCCAAGAGAUGUUCCCUCAAGUGCCCACCUACAUGGUGAUACAGGAUCUGCAGUUGACCCGCUCUGUGGAGGUCACCACUGAUAACAUUUUAGAAGGACGCAUCCAGGUGCCUUUCCCUGCGCAGGCCGUAGAGCGUGUGCCUUUACAGGUGGCCCAGGCACCAGAGGAGCAGGCUGGUCCAAGUGGAGCAGCCGAGCACAGCGCCGGUGAGCCAAAUAACAUGGAUGCCAGAGGAGGUCGCUUUUCCAAGUCAGCUGAAGAAAGGCAGAAGAUGUUGAAGCAGAGGAAAGAUGAGAUGCUGCAGCAAGCUCGCAGGAGAUACCUAAACAAAACUCCAGAACACCAGGAUGAGGAUUUACCUGGACUGGAGGAGGGUAUAGUGUCAGAAUUGAACUCAACUAUGCUGAGACGUACAAACAUGGCAGCAGCUGCUGAAAGACGCAUGCAGACCCAACAAGACCCGGCACCCUAACACUACAAAUGAGUAUCAGCAAGUCAUGGCAGGAGUGUCUGCCUCAAGUGAUCCCAGAAGGCACCAACAGAGGUUUCACCCUGCCCCUUCUUUGGUGUUAAAUAAAAAUAAGAAUAAAAAAAAACCUAAAGCGUGUUGAAAGCAUGGCCUUUGGACUUUAUGCUGUUAUUGGCUAAGUGAAAUAGCUGAUGUCUGCGUCACUAUUCCAGCCAGGGUUUUUCUUCUUUCUUUGUGCAUUAUAUAAAGUGCAAGUCAAGAGAUGUGAUUUUGCACCACCUUUUAUUUAUGUCAUGCCACAGAUCGUAAUCACCAGCUUCAGUAGAAUCAGUAUUCACUGCGAGUGCAAGCGGCUGCCCAAAGCUUCAGAGUGUCACUACUAGAUCAGUAUCAUUCAGUUUUGUUUUGUUUUUCACACUUUAUCAUGGGGAAAUCUUUGUAUUAUGGGUGGAGAAAGUCAUAGGAUUUUUCUGUUAUUUUACAGAACCCACUGUGAAUUACUUAUAGGCAAAAUACUUGGAGUAAAAGAAUGUCACUUUAGUAUUUUUAUAUUUUCUACAACUUUCAGAUAUGAAUGUUCCUAACAAACAAAAUGCUGCAAACUGAUUUUGACAUGCAAGGGUUGUUCUGUACUUUGUAUUUCCCAUUGCAGACAGUUUGCAUUUUGUUACUUAACACGAGUAAAGUGGGCGUGUAUGUGCUUGUUUUCUGACUAACUUUGAAAUGCUUGGACAGUAAAUAGGAAGCAUUUCUUUUUGUAGAAGUUCAGUGUUGUCCUCACUCUUCUGCUUCACUUCAGCUUCUGUUCCAAAGUUUUCCGAGUGAGAAAAUUGUUCUGUCUCAAAUAAUUGAGUAAUCUGUCUUUUUUUUUCCUGAUUAAUCAGUUAGUUGUUUGAGCCAUAAAAUGGUUAAAAAAAAAAAAACAUCAGCCAGUCCAAAUUGAUGUCUUUAGAUGUUUCGUUUU